This is a messenger RNA of Helianthus annuus (common sunflower), 1110 nucleotides long. RefSeq lists its product as uncharacterized. The record is from RefSeq and is a predicted model, not a curated record. The transcript has 3 exons. NCBI's taxonomy places the organism in Eukaryota, Viridiplantae, Streptophyta, Magnoliopsida, Asterales, Asteraceae. Bases 198 to 983 code for a protein of 261 amino acids.
GUUACUGUUCUCCCGUAAAAAAAUGUGCAAGAGCCACGUGUCAGAAGGCUGGGUUGUUGGGAAAUGUUCAUGCAGGACGCCACGUAACCCUCCACUCUUGACUGUUUCACCAUCUCGAUCAGUGUCUGCGUGCUUCAGAUGGAUGAUCUGUUCUGUUCUGGUGGUAAAAAACAACAAUAAUAAUAAUUCCAAUUCCAAUGGUGAAGCUGGCGACGGCGCGAGAGAGCAGGGUGUACGGAUCACGGCGGAGUAGGGAGAGGUGGGAGUAUACCAACGCAGGAGUUUACGUCUUCUCCACGAUUGUUUUCUUGUGUGGGUUUGUGGCGCAGUUGUCCAGGGAGGCCAAAUCUGGACUGGUGGUGCUGUUGAUAGGGUUAGGGUUGAUAGUAGUGGUGAACAUACAUGAUCUGGUGGCACAUCUAGCCGCCAUUAAUUACCGCUUCCGUCUCAUGGAGCUGGAUUCUCAGCUUCUGUUUGUAGAGGUUGCCGUCCCCGCUCUUCAGGCAUUGGGCGCACUCUUAUUUUUCAUGGCCCUUCUUCUUCUCGUCCUUCAGGUAGACAGAGGGUUUGGUUAUGAUAAGAUCGAGGCUCAUGUUCUAAACUUGCUUAUUGCCGGCACUUCAUUAUGGGUGGUGGGCUCCAUCCACAAUUCAUGUCAAAUCUACGAGCGGGCAGACGCCAGUCUUCAGAUCUUGCAACAUGCUGUCCAGAUCCCCUUCUUAAUGGCCAGUUUCUUGUUUUUGGCCGGAGCCAUUGUUAAUUUCCUAGAGCAACUCGGCCACACUCAUCACGGUUUAAAUUUGUUGAGCUAUAGAUGGGUGUGGACAGGCAUCAUCGGCAGUUUGUUGUUAAUCAUUGGGGGGUUAGCAAAUGUUGUUAAAGUGGUGAAGAUGUUACAAAUGGAAGGUGAAAUAAAGUUGGAAAUAUUCCGAGGUGGAGCACAAGACCAGCUCCUCCAGCAACAAGAUGAUGAUUUCUUCUAGUCUAGAACAAGAUGACAAAGGAGAAGACCUAUCUCAUCUAUAAUUAGCAAACCAUUCUUUGCCUUGUCCAUCAACAUUAUCUCAUCAUAUAACUCUCACUUUAAAAAAAAUAAAAUACACACCUCUC